This is a messenger RNA of Mytilus trossulus (common blue mussel), 3407 nucleotides long. RefSeq lists its product as uncharacterized. Gene Ontology annotation, biological process: regulation of cell cycle; negative regulation of apoptotic process. The transcript is spliced from 12 exons. The record is from RefSeq and is a predicted model, not a curated record. The coding region runs from base 126 to 3152 and encodes 1008 amino acids. Lineage: Eukaryota; Metazoa; Mollusca; Bivalvia; Mytilida; Mytilidae. Gene Ontology annotation, cellular component: cytoplasm; nucleus. Gene Ontology annotation, molecular function: cysteine-type endopeptidase inhibitor activity involved in apoptotic process.
UGAAUAUCGUAUUGUAUUAAUGUGAAAUCUAUGUGAUUCUGGAACGCCAUCUUCAGAAGGUCUUUGAAAUUACUUCUAUAGCAACUUUAUUUUGUUGUUUGGAUCGGAUAGUAACUACUGUCGACAUGACUGUCCAUUCAAAGUUAAUGGGUUCCUCUGGUGAAUAUUUCAAUACUUUUGGCAAUGAUGAUGAUGCUGGAUGUUACCAGGAGUCACAAUAUGAUAAAUUAUCACAAGAAACGAAAAUUUCGACUAAAAGCCAUAAAGUUCAUAGAAACCAUCAUAAUCCUGCUUUUGAUUUGGCAGUUAGAACAAUAACACGUCUUUCAAACCAAAAACAUUUUGAACUCAUGCCGGAAUACCAUCGCGAAAAUGUUAUGACAAGUGCCGAAAGGAAAACACGGGUCAUUCAACCGAGGAGAAUUUUAAACAAUAAAAAAAGUAGAAAUACAUCAAAGUGUUUAACAUACGUGUACGACCAAUUCUCGCUAGAAAUACUUACUCAUCCUUUGGAAACGCACCAACAGCGCUCAUAUUCAUUCGCAAAUUGGUCUAAACCCGAACGAUGGCCAUUAGAACUUGUAAAUGCUGGCUUUUUUUCCUUAGGAGAUGAUUUAAAGUUACAAUGUUCAUAUUGUGGAAUCAAUACCGAUGUAAGGGAUUGGAAGGCUACUGACAAAGCUCUUGAUAAACAUGCAGAACUUAAUCCACAUUGUCACUUUCUUAAAGAUACAGGCUAUUUUUUCAAAUCACGUAUAAACGAGGAUAAGAAUUCGAAAGAUAAAAUUCACAUGGACAAUCCAGAUUUGACCGUUGAAUAUGAUACAAAUAGGCCGCCAUAUUGUAUAAAAGAAAACUUGGAACACAAUGAUUCCUUACAUCCACCAAAAGGAAUAGUUUUUAAAUAUCCACAGUAUGCUUUUUUGGAAGUUCGAUUGAAGACAUAUGACAAAUGGAAAUUUGAAGAAAAACAGAUUCCUAGGAAUCUAUCAGAAAGUGGAUAUUUCUAUACGGGGGAGGGUGAUAUUGUACGUUGUUUCUGUUGUGACUUGGGAUUGGCUGAAUGGGAUGUUUCGGAUGAUCCAUGGACGGAACAUUCCCGACACAGCCCAAAAUGCUGGUUUCUUCUUAACGAAAAGGGGAAAGACUUUGUAGAAAAGAUCCAGGCGGAUUGGCGUAAGAUAUAUAAUCCUAAACAUGCAGCGUAUGACGACAAACUAUCUAGAAUGGCUACCUUCGAAGGAGUUUGGCGUAGUGAUAUUGAACAAACAUCAGAGAUGCUGUCUGAUGCCGGCUUCUUUUAUGAAGGAAUACAAGCUGAAUGUACUGAGAAGAUAGUAACUACUGUCGACAUGACUGUCCAUUCAAAGUUAAUGGGUUCCUCUGGUGAAUAUUUCAAUACUUUUGGCAAUGAUGAUGAUGCUGGAUGUUACCAGGAGUCACAAUAUGAUAAAUUAUCACAAGAAACGAAAAUUUCGACUAAAAGCCAUAAAGUUCAUAGAAACCAUCAUAAUCCUGCUUUUGAUUUGGCAGUUAGAACAAUAACACGUCUUUCAAACCAAAAACAUUUUGAACUCAUGCCGGAAUACCAUCGCGAAAAUGUUAUGACAAGUGCCGAAAGGAAAACACGGGUCAUUCAACCGAGGAGAAUUUUAAACAAUAAAAAAAGUAGAAAUACAUCAAAGUGUUUAACAUACGUGUACGACCAAUUCUCGCUAGAAAUACUUACUCAUCCUUUGGAAACGCACCAACAGCGCUCAUAUUCAUUCGCAAAUUGGUCUAAACCCGAACGAUGGCCAUUAGAACUUGUAAAUGCUGGCUUUUUUUCCUUAGGAGAUGAUUUAAAGUUACAAUGUUCAUAUUGUGGAAUCAAUACCGAUGUAAGGGAUUGGAAGGCUACUGACAAAGCUCUUGAUAAACAUGCAGAACUUAAUCCACAUUGUCACUUUCUUAAAGAUACAGGCUAUUUUUUCAAAUCACGUAUAAACGAGGAUAAGAAUUCGAAAGAUAAAAUUCACAUGGACAAUCCAGAUUUGACCGUUGAAUAUGAUACAAAUAGGCCGCCAUAUUGUAUAAAAGAAAACUUGGAACACAAUGAUUCCUUACAUCCACCAAAAGGAAUAGUUUUUAAAUAUCCACAGUAUGCUUUUUUGGAAGUUCGAUUGAAGACAUAUGACAAAUGGAAAUUUGAAGAAAAACAGAUUCCUAGGAAUCUAUCAGAAAGUGGAUAUUUCUAUACGGGGGAGGGUGAUAUUGUACGUUGUUUCUGUUGUGACUUGGGAUUGGCUGAAUGGGAUGUUUCGGAUGAUCCAUGGACGGAACAUUCCCGACACAGCCCAAAAUGCUGGUUUCUUCUUAACGAAAAGGGGAAAGACUUUGUAGAAAAGAUCCAGGCGGAUUGGCGUAAGAUAUAUAAUCCUAAACAUGCAGCGUAUGACGACAAACUAUCUAGAAUGGCUACCUUCGAAGGAGUUUGGCGUAGUGAUAUUGAACAAACAUCAGAGAUGCUGUCUGAUGCCGGCUUCUUUUAUGAAGGCGAAGAAGACACAGUACGCUGUCAUUAUUGUGAUGGAGGACUACGUAAUUGGGAACCAGGCGACGUCCCAUGGGAGGAGCAUGCACGAUGGUUUCCAUUCUGUAAAUUUGUUAUAAAAAUGAAAGGGCGAGAGUUUAUAGACGAAAUUAAAGCUAAAUAUGAAACUUCCGCUCAAACAGAAACACAGGAACCCACAACUGAAACUUCUAUUCGAAACGGAGCGAUUGUCAAAUCUAUGCUUGAUAUGGGAUUUCAAAUGAAGGAUAUGAUAUAUGCAGCUAAUGAGUAUACAAAACACGAAGGAAACAUACAUUACAAUACAGAAGACUUGUGUAGAAUCUUAAUUGAAAAACAAGAAACAGAAAAGCUAAACUUACAGUUUGGAGAAUUGUCAAUUGAUGAAAAUCAAAACGAAGAAGAUCCAGUGAAGGUCAGGGAAGUCAACAAAGAACUGAAGAAAAAUAUGAUGUGUAUUAGAUGUGAAAGAACUACCAGGUCAAUACUAUUUGUGGAGUGUGGACACAGAGUAACUUGUGAAACAUGUGCUUACGAUGUGGAUUUCUGUCCAUACUGCGACGUAAAAAUCAAAACAAGAUUGAAAACCUAUCUUUCAUAGCAUAAGAUAAUUAUUGUUUUUUAUAUAAGGUUUAAUAAAUUUAUAUCGGUUGUUAAAUGGUCACACAAACUAAGAAAUCCUGUCGGAUUUGUUAAACACCUGCAAAAUAAAUUCAUUAUAUAUGUGACUUCAUCAUAUAGUUGUACAAUUCAUAAACCAUGAUUGUAAAUUAAAAACAAGCAUAUCAUAUUUAUACAUUUUUUAUUAAAAAUGUAAAACUUAUAGAGAAAAUAAUUGAUGAACUGUAAUUUGAAA